Messenger RNA from Penicillium salamii, 681 nucleotides. The record is from the annotation of a GenBank genome assembly. NCBI's taxonomy places the organism in Eukaryota, Fungi, Ascomycota, Eurotiomycetes, Eurotiales, Aspergillaceae.
AUGACUCGAAUCCGAAAGCGCACAGCACAACGCCUCAAAGAGUCCCAGAAUACAGCCGCCUUUCUAACUACAUUCAACGAGGUUGAUAUGUCUAGCCUGCUGGAUUUCCGCAAAAAGAACAAGGAGGCGGUUCUAGAAAAGCACGGAGUGAAGCUUGGUCUUAUGGGAUCCAUGGCCCGGGCUUCAGUUCUUGCCCUCAAAGAAGUCCCUGCAGUGAAUGCAUCAAUUGAAAAUGAUGAUACGAUUGUCUACCGCAACUAUGUUGAUUUGAGCGUUGCAGCCUCAAUUCCAAAGGGGCUUGUGACACCCGUGCUGCGGAAUAUUGAGUCCAUGAGCAUCCUGCAAAUCGAACAAGGUAUCGCUCAGCUAGUCAAGAAGGCUCGAGAUGGAAAGUUGACUAUGGACGAUUUGAACGGAGGGAGCUUUACAAUCAGCAACAGUGGUAUCUGGGGCUCUUUGUUUGGUACACCGAUCAUCAACCUGCCGCAGACUGCAGUCUUGGGAACUUAUGGUAUUCAAGACCGACCAGUCGCGGUCAAUGGACAAGUUGAGAUCCGCCCGAUGAUGUACAUCGCGUUGACAUAUGACCACCGGAUCAUUGAUGGACGCGAGGCUGUGAAAUUCUUAGUUAUGAUAAAGAAUUACCUCGAAAACCCGGAGACUAUGUUGCUGGAACUUUGA